This is a messenger RNA of Schizophyllum commune H4-8, 1994 nucleotides long. RefSeq lists its product as uncharacterized. The record is from RefSeq and is a predicted model, not a curated record. The transcript is spliced from 5 exons. Bases 192 to 1844 code for a protein of 550 amino acids. NCBI's taxonomy places the organism in Eukaryota, Fungi, Basidiomycota, Agaricomycetes, Agaricales, Schizophyllaceae.
ACCACUUGGAUCAAGCCGCCAUGAUGGACGGCGGGCACAACGGACUCAUGGCGCGCUUCGACAGCCGGCGGGCGACAUUCUUCUUCCCUCCGCACCGACGGGCCUCCCUGAGCGUAGCUCGGCCCUGCUGAGGCUCAAGCCCUCCCGCUUUUCUCGACCUCAAGAUGCGCGGCGCAUCGUCCAUUCGUUAUAUGCUCCGCAGCGGCGGCGCGCGCUUCUGCACGCUCAUUGUCAUCAUGGUGCUCGGCACUUUGUACUUCCCAUCCUUCCCCUCGCACUCGGAAGAUGAGGGGCUCGAGGCCCUCCAGCCGACGGAAAACAAGACGCUCUCGGAGAAAGCGGAGAAGGCGGUCGAGCUCGCGCUCUCGGACACGAGCUCUGCGCGCGGCCGGCACCGCUGUCCGACCCCACGAUCGUCCAAGACGCGCGCGAUCGACCACGGGAAGCAGACGUGUGUGCCGCUGGGGUCGCCGUCGGCGGUGUUCGCGGUGUCGCUGUGCUACGAGCGCGACGCGUAUGACGCGUUCACCGUGCGCGUGCGGCGGCUCGACCAGAAGGCGUGCGCGGUGAUCGAGGAGCGGGGGCCGCAGGUGGACGACGAGGAGGUGCGGAAGCUGGUGAGGACGACGCGCGGGCCGGAUACCUUCUGGCUGCGCGUCGAUGGGGCGGAGCGCAUCAGCACGCAGUCGAGCGCGUACGAGGGAGGGUGCUCGUACAGGUUUGACGUGCCCGUGAGGAACGCGGGUGAUCUCUAUGUGGACUUGUGGCACGCAUAUGAGGAAUACCAGGGAUUCGUCGAGACGGACGACAUGCGUUCACUGCCAUGGCCACCACUCCUCCAACAUCCUCUCCUCUCGCAGACCCUCCGUAUCCCCUGGGGCUCCUCCGACUGCCGCCCGUACACCGUACCACCGAUCUUCGACUCCCACCGCGCCGAAGUGCCCGCGCCCCUCGCCCCCGCGGACCACGCUCUCGACGAUCUCCCCUCCUGCGCGGGUCUCGACCCCAUCCAUGGCGCCUACUACCCUGCGCACCCGCUCGAUGUACUCUGGCCGGAGUGGAACUACCCGCAACCGCAUGGGAGACCCGUGGGCGGGCGCUACCGCUUCAUGCCGCACGACUGCGAGUGGCGGCAUGCGGGGAUGCGCCCGGCGAGCGCGCAUAGGUGUACGAGAAGGAAGAGCAGCGUGUAUGUGCUGGGGGAUAGCCAUGGGCGGUUAAUGUACGACGGGAUGGUGUUCAGGCUGAACGGGACGCGGGGGGUGAUGCAUUCUUCGCCGAAGAUCGAGUUCAAGACUGCGAAGGUUGGGCAGGUCGACUUUGCUUUCCAAUGGGACCCUCGCGGCGAACUCAUGGUCACCGAGCUCGACCAGAUAUGCGCGACGCUGAUCGAGCGCAGGGUAGAUGUCUUCUUCGCGAGCAUCGCCUUCCAUCUCGCCAUCGACCAGCCCGCACACGUCUUCCUCGCCCGCCUCGAGCAGCUCUUCGACGCCGUCGACCGCUGCAAGCAGCCCGCCGCGCACGGCCACCGCAGAUCCCAGACCGCCUACGCCGGCCCCCGCACCCGCGUCCUCCUCGCGCCCGCCGCCAUGGCCCCGCGCCAGGACGCCGCGGCCGCGAACUCGCGGCAGAAGUCCACGAACGCGCGGCACGCGCACUGGACCGCGCUCGCUGCGCCGCUGGCGCGCGCGCGCGGGUGGGCGCUGCUCGACCAGUUCGCGCUGACGGAGCCGAUGGCGUGGGAGCCCAUGUUCACGGAUCGGCUGCACUACUUGUUGACGGACGCGCAUGAGGCGAUUGUGGACGAGGCGGUGGGGCGGACAGGGUUGUGCCCGGAGGAGUAGUGUGGGCAUUGCGAUUUGGUGCGGGUGCGAUGUAUGUAUCUUUGAUAUCCGGUCUCGUAUAUACCUGGUGGUCUUGGCUAAUGUGUACAUUGAUGAGUAUGAUGUCUGGUUGAGAUUGCUCUGCUUCUUGUCCUCACUUGUCACUCCUUC